Molecule: messenger RNA, 1479 nt
Organism: Meriones unguiculatus (Mongolian gerbil)
Lineage: Eukaryota; Metazoa; Chordata; Mammalia; Rodentia; Muridae
Gene: Ccdc174
Product: coiled-coil domain containing 174
Exons: 11
Coding region: 76-1467 (463 amino acids)
Cellular component (GO): nucleus
Source: RefSeq, a predicted model, not a curated record
GCCGCGGGGCGGGCUCUUAAGGCCUGACAGAGAAAACAGGAGGUUGGGAGUUACGGCGUAAGGCCUGGCUGGACGAUGGAUCGAAAGAAAAAGCCUUUGGACGUUACAGCUUCCUCGUUGGUAGAUCUUAAGGCUGAGCUCUUCCGAAAACAAGAAGAAUUCAAACAAGAAAAACUUCUAAAAGAUUCUGGAGUUUUUGGAAAACCAAAGACAGCUAAUAAGAAGCCAAGUAUCUGGAUCAAGCAAAAUGCAGGCGUGUCCAGUCGAGCAGAGAAGGAUGCUGAACAGAAACUUGAGGAGCAGAAGACUUUAGACAAAGCAAGGGAAAAAUUGGAAGAAAAGGCCAAAUUAUAUGAAAAGAUGACUAAAGGAGAUUUUCUAGAUGAGGAAAUGGAGGACAUGUACCUUGUGGAUUUCACACAGAAGAUCAUAGACAAGAGGAAAGAAACGGAGGUGCACAGUGCUUCGAGAGAUUCCCAAAAUGCAGAAGAGAGAGAUGAUGAUGAAGAGUUUUCUGAAAAAGACAUACCCCCUCCCCAAGACCCCAGUGAGGAAUGGGUGGAUUACGUAGACUCUUUGGGCCGAUCCCGGCGCUGCAUGAGAAAGGAUUUACCAGAUCUAUUGGAGAUGGAUAAAAAUCUUCAGGGGAGACUUUUUGUUAGUCCUGCCAAUGAGAAAACUUUGUUAUCUGAAGACAUGAGGAAAGAACUUCAGCGCCAGCAAUGGGAGGAAGAAGAAAGGGAGGCCCUGAAAAAGCCAAUGGGACCCAUCCAUUAUGAAGACAUUCGGGAAAAUGAGGCCCGGCAACUUGGUGUUGGGUAUUUUGCCUUCGCCCGAGACAAAGAGUUGAGAAACAAGCAAAUGAAAACUUUAGAGAUGCUUCGUGAACAGACAACAGAUCAGAGAAUAAAACGAGAAAACAUAAAGGAAAAGCGAAAGGCUAUGUUAGAAGCAAGACUUGCCAAACUUCGACACAAAAGGAUUAAAAAAUCAAAGGACGGGACUGAAGAAGAAAGUAGAGCAGAUGGAGAUGUUACUGAGCCAUCAGAACCAAAGGCUGUGCCUGCUCCACCUCCUGUGGCCCAGAAUAGCAAGGUAGAAGUCAUCAUCCAGGAGAGGAAGGAUACCAAGCCUGGAGUGCCACACAUCCGAGAGUGGGACCGAGGAAAAGAAUUUUCCUUUGGAUACUGGUCGAAGAAGCAGUCAGAACUCCGGGCUGAGCGUGAUCCUGAGUUUGCCCCACCUUCAAAUUACUUUGUGGGUCAAAAGAGAACUGGUCCUUUCAGUAGCCAGCCAUGGAGCAGACCGGGAUCAGCACCAAACGACUUGGGGCAUUGCUCUGGACAGAGCCAGGAACCCAGCUCUUCACACACAUCUACUCCUGCCUCUGAAAACUCACCACAAGCACCCACAGUCACUUUCCAAACACUAGAUGAUAUGAUAUCUUAUUAUAAACAAGUCACAUGACUUUAAAAAGUA